GUGUAUGACGUCACGACCGAGAGGCAGGGAUCCGGAUCCAACUGACGACGAUGACGUCACACAUAACACUCGGCCUCGGCCUCGGACCACAGACUCGAGGCUCAAAUAAAACUCGACCUUGUGCAGUAAUUAAGAGAUACAGGUGUGUAAACUGCAGAUAUAAUCAAAGGUAUAUUUAGAAGCAUGGCAGAGAGUGAGCGGGUGAGGUGCAGGAAGUGCCGCAAACUGCUGCUGUCUAAAGAUGAAUUUUGCCUUCUUGACGCCCACAGCCAGGACUACCAUGAUACACAGGAAAAUAUUGAUGGUGGAGGCUGUACAUCAGUAGACCAUCACAGUUGCCUAUAUUUGUCCGAGGAAUCUUUCCCGGACUUCAUACUUACUGUAAUAAAUGAGAGUUCCUGGACCAAAGGGAAGAUACAUUGUCCAGGCUGUCAGGCUCGAAUUGGAUCAUUCAACUUUGUAUCAGGCAGCCAGUGUGCCUGUGGCUCUCAUGUUCUACCACAGGUUCACAUACUGAGGUCUAAGGUGGAUUGGAUGAAGGUAGGAGAAGCAUUACCCAAUCCUGUGUCAUUUCCUGACCGUGCUGUUGCUCUGUCUGCCACUACACUGCCCUUUGAGGUCACAACAUCUUCAUGUUCUCCUGGUGAUGAUACAACUGACAGUGGGGCUCUUACAACCCAUCUCUCUGGUGACAAGAUGGACUGUCCGGCUGAGCAACCUUCCCCUCGUACCGACUGUAAUGAUUUAAGUGAUACUUCCUCAAAGUCAAAAAAAGGAAUAUAUAAAAGUGGUGAAGCAAGAGAAUCGGGACGACAUAGUACAAGACGUAGACGUUGUAAGGCCAGAGAGGAAACUGAAAAUGAUCACACAACAGUAACGAGCGCCUCCACUGAUGAAGAGUUGCUUGUGUCAUCAUCACGAUUCCAAGUGUUAGCUGAAGAAGAACUAACUGAGGAUGAAGGAGACGAGGUGACCACAGAUGAUGAAGACCAACCUCCUGAGUACCUAAAGUGUCCCGUGUGUCUGGACGUGCUGUACAGUCCUCUCGUUGCCCGCCCCUGUGGACACAUAUUCUGCGAGCCCUGUCUGCGACGCCUGGCGCGACCAAAUCCCACCCACACACUCUGUCCUAUGUGCAGGCAGAUAAUUGGCCAGUGCAUGCCUUGUCCCAAAUUGGCAACUGAGGUACGGGAAAAGUUCUCGGAGUUGUAUGGACGCCGACGCCAGUACGAACAACAGCACAACAGUCAACACAUGCCUCUUCCUUGGCUCAAACACUUCAGGUUCAGACAAUUUCAGUACAACAGCCGCGGCUGGGUUGAGAGAGCGGGAGGCUGGCGGACAGUAAUAUGUAUGAUGUCGUUGAAUAUCUUGGGUAUUGGAAUCUUAUUAUAUCUGGGAAGACCUGUUAAGGUUCAGCCAGACCUUCAUGUUCAUCCAGACUCUUCCUUGGGUGCAGAAUGAUGUAAGAUGAAAAUCAGAAUAUCUGUACCUAUAUGUAAAUGUUAUUGUACAUUAUUCUCAGAUUAGGAGUUUAUGCAUAUGUACAGUUCUGUAUAUACCUGCAUUAAUGAUUUAUGUGACCAAAUCAGAAAAUGUACAGAUAUGAUGUAAUCAUCACUAUGAGAUCUAUCUCCAUUAAUACCCCCAUCCCUCUUCAGUACUGUACACAACUGUGUUAAAGUGACCUGACUUUAAUGUUAGUAUUAGUGUGUCUUCCCUAACAGCCAUCACCCUCACAGGAGAGUAACAGCACAGGCGUUCCCUUUAGUAAACAAGGUUGAGUUAUCCUUGAUGGUUGUCAGACAUCUACUCCAAGUUGCUCCUUCCCACUCAUCAGGUGGUUCCUGUGUGUACUACGCAUACAACUUUAGAGAUUACUGCUGCACCUCUAAUUCCUGAAGGUUUUUUUGGCCAUGUCAUGCAGUCCUCAGUGUUAGUAAGUAGAUAAAGCUUACCUACUUAUUUUUUGUUACAAGUGCUAAUUAGAGUUUACUAAAGAUACAAUUUGAAUACAGCAGACUAGCCAUUUGGUGGAAGCUGACAACGCUCACUCUGUGAAGGUGUCAGCAGAUUUGUCAGCUUUGCACAUGAAAUCUAAAAAAAUUACUCUUGAUCUUUUUGUAAGUAAUUACCAAGUGGUACAGUCAGGUUUGAUAUCCCAUUUUUAGUCCAAUGCUGUACAAAUUACAAUGGUAAGAAUGUGGGAAAUGGUGUUAUUUGUUUUUAUAGCACCAGUAUUUCUUGCUAUCUGUUCACUACUUCUACUGUAGUGCUACUUUCACCCCUAUGUAGAUCUUCACACUACCUAUAUCACUGCCUUAUUGUGUAAAAAUUUAAAUGUAGAAGCAGGAUCACCAUCUGCUAAAGUAGUUCUAACAGCAGGAACGAUUUUAUAAAAAAAUAGAUAACCGGAACAGCAUUCUGGUUUGUUACACUCCAGCUCUGCUCUCAAUACUGUAGUCGUUUCAAUUUCAAAAUCACAAUACUUUGUUAGUUUAUCAGUUGUACAUAAGGAUAGCGGCUUUGUUAGUUUUACAGCAAUCAACUUAUGGUUGUUGGUUCAUGUCUGGGGUGUCUCAUGUCUACCCAGCUGUUGAUGGGUAUCUGUACCCAACUUUAUGGAAGGCAAAAGUGAAGGCAGUUGAGUGCAGGGCCAGUCACGUGCCUCUUGAGUGCCGAAGGCUCAGUGUACGGUCACUCAGGAACUUAUUAACUACAACUCACCAGAAAAGUCAGACCAAGGCAAGGUAGCCCCUCAUGUAGUCUCAUAGAUAUCAAUUUUGGUAACCAUGAUCUUUAACCCAAAGUCUGCCUCUUACCCUUCCCUAUAUCAUGUUACAAGAGACAUUUACUAAGUCUGCCACUAUUUUUACUUCUAAAAGUCAGCUUAGGACUUCAUACUACUGUACUAUGUUCCACUCAAUGUAAACACCUUGGUACUGGGCUAUGUUUUCCUCUGCUCCAUCCAUUGCAGUCUUGUCAACUAAAGUGAGUAUGGCAUUCCACUUCAAGCCACUAAGUGUUUCACUCAACAGCUCACACAUUAGUAUUGACAAGGCAUUUCCCAGAUAUGCUCAGCCAAUUGUUGUUAUAACUAACUACUGUACAGUAAAACACGAGAAAAGAUUGGACCAAUACAGUCAGAUACCGGCGAGCUCACUGAUAACGACGGAGAAAUGAGCAAUAAUUUGAAUAAAUAUUU
This is a messenger RNA of Homarus americanus (American lobster), 3205 nucleotides long. RefSeq lists its product as uncharacterized. Gene Ontology annotation, cellular component: endoplasmic reticulum membrane. The record is from RefSeq and is a predicted model, not a curated record. Gene Ontology annotation, biological process: positive regulation of proteasomal ubiquitin-dependent protein catabolic process; norepinephrine metabolic process; serotonin metabolic process. Gene Ontology annotation, molecular function: ubiquitin conjugating enzyme binding; ubiquitin protein ligase activity. The transcript has 9 exons. The coding region runs from base 184 to 1464 and encodes 426 amino acids. NCBI's taxonomy places the organism in Eukaryota, Metazoa, Arthropoda, Malacostraca, Decapoda, Nephropidae.